AAUAUGGCUGAUGUGUUGUAUGAAUCAUUGUUGGAUACAUGUGUUUCAAAAGCAAUGGCUACGGUUAAGAGCAUGAAGUACGAUAACGUAAAAGCGUUGCUGGAUGAUGGAGAUGAAAAAAUUGAUAAUAUUAUUAAUGGCAUAUCAAACGUCAAAGCUUUGCCAACUGAACGUGAGAUGGUUCUAGUGCAAAACAAAUCGCUCGCUGAAUGGAAUUUAUCGCAAGAGCCUAAAAUUGAUGAAGCUAAAAAACGUUUACAAACUACUUAUAAUGAAGCUGUCAAGGUGAAAGACGAAGUAAUGGAGCUUAAGAAACAACUGGAUCUUUUAUCUGAUGAGAAGUCAUUAGACACAUCAAGUGUGCUGUUGCAAGCUGCUGCGCAGUCGGCUGAUGACGAAAGUGAAGCAAUUGCUGAUCAGUAUUUAAAUGGCGAAAUAGAAGUGGAUCAGUUUCUGAAAGUAUUUAUUGAGAAAAAAACUCUCGCUCAUAUGAGGAAGAUCAAAUCGGAAAGACUGUUAGCGAUUUUGCGACAGCAGCAGUAUGCACAACCCACUUCUAAUAGUAGUGCUACACCAUAUCCAACAACUACUGGUGCAGGGCUGUAUCCUCGAGCUCAACCGGUGCGUCAUUCGUUUUGGUCCUAA
Thelazia callipaeda (thelaziosis nematode) is the source of this 645-nucleotide messenger RNA. The record is from the annotation of a GenBank genome assembly. NCBI's taxonomy places the organism in Eukaryota, Metazoa, Nematoda, Chromadorea, Rhabditida, Thelaziidae.